UUCCCCUGACAAAUACAAAAUGGUUGAAAACUAAAGUUGGCAAACAAAGAAAGGCAGCGUAAUAUCGCGUUUUAUCGUGUAAAAAUAAUUUUAUUAAGUGAAAGUUAGUUAGUUUAGUGUAUAUAGUGUGUUUUGUGCACAAUGCUGGAUUUAGAAAUCAUCCCUGAGCGUUCCCUGGGCUGUGAUGCCUGGGAGUUCGUAUUAGGAAUGCACUUCUCUCAAGCUGUUGCGAUUAUUCAGAGUCAAGUGGGCACAAUCAGAGGAGUCCAAGUACUUUACAGCGAUCAGAAUCCGCUCGCUGUAGAUUUAGUUAUAAACAUGCCUCAAGACGGUAUACGGUUAAUAUUCGACCCGGUGGCGCAACGGCUGAAGAUUAUAGAAAUUUAUAAUAUGAAAUUAGUAAAGCUUAGGUAUAGCGGUUUGUGCUUCAACUCGCCGGAGAUAACGCCGUCCAUCGAGCAGGUGGAGCACUGCUUCGGCGCGACCCACCCGGGCCUGUACGACGGCCAGCGGCAUCUGUUCGCGCUCAACUUUCGGGGUCUCACCUUCUAUUUCCCCGUUGAUAGCAAAUUUGAGCCUGGAUACGCGCACGGUUUGGGUUCACUACAAUUCCCAAAUGGAGGGUCACCAGUCGUAUCAAGAACGACUAUAUAUUACGGAUCACAGCAUCAGUUGACGAGGUCAAGUAACGGUGGUCGCUGUUCAGCGCCGCUAGCGGACCUGCCUCUGUCGUGUUACCGCCACCAGCUGCAUCUGCGCCGCUGCGACGUGCUGCGUACCGCGACCAGCACGCUUGGCCUCCGCCUGCAUAUAUACACUGAAGGCAGCCGCGCGGGCGAAGCGCCGGCGGCGCGGCGGCGCGUGGUGCGCUUCGGCGACAGCUGCCAGGCGGUGUCGCGCGCGCUCGCGGCGCCGGCGCGCCUCUACUACAAGGCGGACGACAAGAUGCGCAUCCACCGGCCCACCGCGCGCCGCCGCCCCCCUCCCGCCUCCGACUACUUCUUCAACUACUUCACGCUGGGCCUGGACGUGCUAUUCGAUGCGCGCACGCACCAAGUGAAAAAGUUCGUGUUGCACACCAACUACCCGGGACACUAUAACUUCAACAUGUACCACCGCUGCGAGUUUGAGCUGAACGUGCAGCCGGAUAAGUGCGAGUCGAACACGCUGGUGGAGUCUUGCGGCGCGGUGUGCGUCACCGCGUACAGCAAGUGGGAGAGCGUGUCGCGCGCGCUGCGCGUGUGCGAGCGGCCCGUCGUGCUCAACCGCGCCUCCUCCACCAACACCACCAACCCCUUCGGCUCCACCUUCUGCUACGGCUACCAGGAUAUCAUAUUCGAGGUGAUGUCCAACAACUACAUAGCGUCGAUAACUCUGUACCAGCCAGAGGGCACUCGACCCCAGUACGCGGUCAGCUCUAUCGCGUGACACGACCAGGUAACACAAAGAAAUGGUAAAAAAUACAAAACCUGAAUGCCAGUUUGACAGUCAACAAGCGACACUCGCCAGUGUUGCUACUUCAAAAAAACUAAUUCCAUCGAACUUCUGGCAACAACAAUACAUAUCCCCGAACUAAACCAACCUAAGAGGAAACAGUAUUUA
Molecule: messenger RNA, 1602 nt
Organism: Zerene cesonia (dogface butterfly)
Lineage: Eukaryota; Metazoa; Arthropoda; Insecta; Lepidoptera; Pieridae
Product: UPF0183 protein CG7083
Exons: 11
Coding region: 142-1428 (428 amino acids)
Biological process (GO): Golgi to plasma membrane protein transport
Cellular component (GO): trans-Golgi network
Source: RefSeq, a predicted model, not a curated record